CUCUCGCCUCGUGCCAGUGUGGAGCAGAGGGAAGCUGAGAAGACAAGGCGAAGCGAGGAAAAGCCCUCGCUGGUGUCCCGAAGUCCCUCUCUGAAUGCCUGACUGUUCUUGCUGGGAUGUGGGUUGCCACGGCAACAGAAAGAAGACCCGGGAUGCCUGGCAUGCGGGGAAAGGCAGAUUCCGCGAGUCCCUGUCCCAAGGGCAGCUCCUUUUAAGCGGGUGCUUUGGAGGCAAGCGCAAGAUGGGAUUCUGCAAGCCACGACUCCUACUUUUUCUCCAGCUCUUCCCCUUGAUUGAUGGAGAGAGCGACCCCCAGCGCAUUAUUGGGGGUUUCAUCAUGGCCCCCCCCUCUUCCAAGUACCUGGUGUCUCUGAAGAGGAAUACCGGCUACCAUUUCUGUGGGGGGGUCCUGAUCAGCCAGACCUGGGUCCUCACCGCGGCGCACUGCAAGACUGGGACCAGUCAGAUGCUGAUCGUCGCCGGCGAGUAUUCGCUCUCCACGCUUGAAGGCACGGAGCAGAUCUUCAGGCCUGCCCGCAUGGUGGUCCACCCAGACUACAGCACUACUUCGAAGAAUGCGGACAUCAUGCUGAUUAAGCUGAACCGGCCGGUGAAAUACAGCAGCUCUGUCUCCAUCGUCCCGAUUCCCCAACAGGGGGCGACAGUCAGAGAUGGCCGGUUUUGCCAAGUGUCUGGCUGGGGCUAUACCACCCCCAUCGGGGGCCGGACGUCGGACACUCUGCGCAGCGUGCACCUCCCGAUCAUUUCCACUUGGAAGUGCAACAGCUCAGCCUCAUACGCUGGAUACAUCACCAAGAACAUGAUCUGUGCCGGGUUCAGCACUGGGGGGAAAGAUGCAUGCCAGGGGGACUCUGGUGGGCCAUUGGUAUGUGAAGGACGGGUCUUCGGCAUUGUCUCGUGGGGCCACAGUUGUGCGAGUCCCAGGUAUCCGGGUGUCUACACAGCGGUUGCCAACUACCAGAAAUGGAUUUACAAGACCAUCUUCAGGAAAUAAGAGAGGCCUCCCAGCUCCGGAUGCAUAUCUCUGAUGACCGAAUCACCGGUUCGUGGGGAAAUGGAGGAUCAUGUGACGCUUUCUCCCUGGACUCGUUUUGUUGGUGGGUGUGGGGAGAUGGAAGUUAGGGUUAGGCCUGCCCCAUCCUUUCUCUCUGCUUUUAAUUUUCAUUACAUCUCCUUCCUUGACCUUGAUUCCUCCCUACACAAACCAGAGUUCUCCGUGGUCUCUGUGCAUCACACUUGGGUUAUAUGCACCUGUGAGGAGCCACAGCCCGGAACAUUCCAUAGCUUCACCAAAUUAAGAAAAAAGAGCUGGAAAACCACUCCCCCUUGAGGGUAGUACACCUCCUUACCUCAGUCUUUAGCCAACCACUGCAAGGGUAAGGUCUUCAGAAAAUUCCUCCGGGCUUAACCUAUUCAAAACAGGCUGUAUUAUUUCUCCUUCCCAUUAUUAUUUGCCAUAUUGUUUUCUAGCUUCCCUUACUCGCUGGUUGUCUUCCUGCCUGUCAAUUUUGCAUUUUCAUUUAUUGCCGCACCCCACCCCCCGCCAGCUCUUCUGACCAGCAAUGCCUGGUCUUGUGGUAGCAAGCAUGACUUGUCCCCUUAGCUAAGCAGGGUCUGCCCUGGUUGCACAUGAAUGGAUAUUCCCCUUAGGGGAUGGAGACACUCUGGAAAGAGCAGAAGGCUCCAAGUUCCCUCCCUGGCAGCAUCUCCAAGGUAGGGCUGAGAGAGACUCCUGCCUGCAACCUUGGAGAAGCCGCUGCCAAUCUGUAUAUACAAUGCUGAGCUAGAUGGACCGAUGGCCUGACUCAGGAUAUGGCAGCUUCCUAGGUUCCUAUGGAUUAAAAUGAUUUUUCAGCACUGCUCGGAUUGUUCCGCUAAGAUAUUCUUCUCGGAGGGACAUUCCAGGUGCCUUCUGUGCCUCAGAGAAUCCCACAGAGGAGACCUGUACUCUGUCUGCUGGGGAUUUACAAAACAGGCAAGAUGCAACAGGACCUCCCAUUUGGGCGCACUCCUUUGGGAAAGGGCCCUCCAUAUAAGCAUCUCUGUAGCGGGCAUGGACCCCCUGAUCGCCUCCUCUUUUUUGGCGAAGGCAGGGACGGCCUCUAUGCAGGUGGAUCCGGGUACCAUACCUCUACCCACACAUCCUGUGUCGAUGGAGGCAUCAGGCGUGGCUUUGUGAUUGACAGCACCAGCAUCGAAUCCUGA
Molecule: messenger RNA, 2226 nt
Organism: Hemicordylus capensis (graceful crag lizard)
Lineage: Eukaryota; Metazoa; Chordata; Lepidosauria; Squamata; Cordylidae
Product: trypsin-3-like
Exons: 5
Coding region: 95-1015 (306 amino acids)
Biological process (GO): proteolysis
Molecular function (GO): serine-type endopeptidase activity
Source: RefSeq, a predicted model, not a curated record